Nicotiana tabacum (common tobacco) is the source of this 1847-nucleotide messenger RNA. RefSeq names its product scopoletin glucosyltransferase-like. Gene Ontology annotation, molecular function: UDP-glucosyltransferase activity. The record is from RefSeq and is a predicted model, not a curated record. NCBI's taxonomy places the organism in Eukaryota, Viridiplantae, Streptophyta, Magnoliopsida, Solanales, Solanaceae.
GAUGUACUCUCACGUAUGAAAACUUGGGGUGUAACAGUUAGUUCCUUUGCAUUGCAUGCCCAAAUUGCGUAAAAUAAACAUUUUCCCGAUUAAAAAAACAAACAUGGCAUUUCCAUGUUCUCAACAGACUAACCAACUGAAGGGCAAAGAAUGGCGGAGAGAUGCAUUUUAACUCUGAUUUUUGCUUUACAAUUUCAAGUAGAAGUGAAUUGAAAACUCUGGCAACUAACUGAACUGAACUCUUACUUAGGUUUCUUCUGCUUUUUGUUUUUGGCUGCAACUUCUUUUUUCCAGAUUUUUCACAUAUGAGUCAGCUCCAUUUCUUCUUCUUUCCCAUGAUGGCUCAUGGUCACAUGAUUCCUACGCUUGAUAUGGCCAAGCUUGUCGCUUUGCGUGGUGUUAAGGCCACCAUAAUCACCACUCCUCUCAAUGAAUCUGUUUUCUCAAAAGCAAUUCAAAGAAACAAGAAUUUAGGAAUCGAAAUUGACAUCCGUUUGAUCAAAUUCCAAGCUGUUGAACACGGCUUGCAUGAAGAAUGCGAGCGCCUCGAUCUCAUACCUUCCGAUGACUUGCUCCUAAACUUCUUCAAGGCUACAGUUAUGAUGCAAGAACCACUAGAGCACCUUAUUCAAGAAUGUCGUCCCAAUUGUCUUGUUUCUGAUAUAUUCUUUCCUUGGACAAUUGAUACUGCAGCCAAAUUUAACAUUCCAAGAUUGGCUAUUCAUGGCACAAGCUUCUUUGCCCUUUGUGCUGGGGAGAGCAUCAGGCUUCAUAAGCCUUUUAUGAAUGUCGCCUCUGAUUCUGAAUCUUUUGUUGUACCGAAUUUACCUCACCAGAUCAAGCUGACUAAAUCACAGUUAUCACCGUUUGAUCGAAUUGAGGAAGAGAAAAAUAUUCCCCUGAUGGUAAAAACAGUCAGGGAAUCGGGCUUGAAGGGCUAUGGAGUUAUCUUCAACAGCUUCUACGAGCUUGAACAAGAUUAUGUUGAACAUUAUACCAAGGUUCUAGGUAGAAAAGCUUGGGCUAUUGGCCCGCUUUCAUUGUGCAAUAGGGACAUUGAAGAUAAAGCUGAAAGGGGGAAGCAAUCCUCUAUCGAUAAACACGACUGCAUGAAAUGGCUUGAUUCAAAAAAAUCAAGUUCCAUUAUUUACAUUUGCUUUGGGAGCAUAGCAAAUUUCACCGCAUUACAAAUGCGAGAACUAGCUAUGGGAAUUGAAGCUUCUAGACAAGAAUUUAUUUGGGUUAUUAGAAAAGACAAAGAGGUACAAGACAACGAAGAUGAGUUGCCUAAAGGAUUCGAAGAAAGAAUGAAAGAAAAAGGAUUAAUAAUAAGAGGAUGGGCACCCCAAGUACUAAUUCUUGAUCACGAAUCUGUGGGAGCUUUUGUUACACAUUGUGGAUGGAAUUCUACGUUGGAAGGAAUAUCAGCAGGGGUGCCAAUGGUGACAUGGCCUGUAUUUGUGGAACAAUUCUGUAAUGAAAAGUUGGUAACUGAAGUCUUGAGAACUGGGGUUGGCGUUGGUUCUGUGAAAUGGCAAAAAACAUAUACCGAGGGAGUGAAAAAAGAAGAAAUAACAAAGGCAAUAAGGAGGGUAAUGGUGGGUGAAGAAGCAGAAGGAUUCAGAAGCAGAGCUAAAGCGUACAAGGAAAUGGCAAGGAAAGCUGUUGAAAUAGGAGGAUCAUCUUACUCUAAUUUGACUACUUUGCUGGAAGAUAUAAGUAUAUUUAAUUCCACUAGUGAUUACGAUUUAUCCACUACUAGAAUAAGGAUGUUAGUACUUAGUCUGAUUUUUAAAAUCAGACUGAGUUAGAAGUUAAAGUUAAUACUAGUUCCUUCCUGUGCCCAA